AUGAAGCAGUUCUUUGGUUUCUAUAUUUUUGCCACAAUGUUACUUGUUUGGAUGUGUCCAGCUAAGGGUUUUGAUCAUGCCAAAGCUCCAGGGGACAUUAUUAUUGGCGGAUUGUUCCCAAUACACGAAAGUCCACACAAGGAUGGCCCCGGUGCAGGGGUCUGUGACAGGUAUGUUUUUGUAUCCUGGUGUUAUUAUGGGGCUAUGACUGCAGUAUUUACAGGUAUCAGUGAGAGAUAAUGUCACAUUUUUUAUCACUCAGGUACAGUAAAUCCCGGCUUAUCCAGUCUUUGGCAAUGAUUCAGGCAGUGGAGGAGGUAAACAAGGGGCAUGAGUUGGGAAAUUUAUCCCUUGGAUAUCAUAUACUGGACUCCUGUGGUGAUGUUACCACAGCUCUGAAAAACGCCCUGUCCUUUAUGAAGCUAAACAGUGAGUACAACAUCUGAAAUUCAACUUUUUUUUUUUUUCAGAUGGUGAAUAUGUUGUUUAAUAAUGAAAAAUGAUAAAUAAUGCCUCCAUGCUGUUUACCUGUAGUCCAUCAGAAACUUAUAUUUUUGUCAUUCUGUUACCAAGAAAAGUUAUAUCAUAAACAGUAUAUGAAUGUGCCCAAAGAUGUUUUUAGUUGUGUGACGUGCUAAUCAGAAAUAACACCUGCUGUUAUGGGUUUUUGACCAAUCAGAAUCAAGUAUUCAAAAAAUUCACAAGAGUUAACAUUGUGAGACUGCUCGGAAUCCAAAAGACAUGUUUAUUUCCUCUUUUGCAUCAAAGCUCCCGUGAAAAACCUUCGGUUUGCAAAAUGGGUAAAUUAAAAAAAUUUAUAAAACUAGUCAUUACUUGGAAAUUUUUUUUUUUUUUUUUUUUUUUUUGGGUGGGGGGGGGGGGGGACAUUUUCUCCCUAAAUAUUUAUUUAGAUUCAGACAUCUGGAGGAACGGUGUGGAGCAGCCCUACCCACCUGUGCUGGCUGUUGUUGGUGCUGUUUACUCUGAGAUAUCCAUAGCUGUUACAAGGCUGCUCAACCUGGAGGAAAUCCCUCAGGUAUCACUGAGCCUAAAGACCCUCUCUGAAUUCAAAAAGGAUAAAUUUUACAUGAUAGACAAGAGAUGGAUAAUGCUGAAUCACCCGUUUAUGUAAAUGACUCUAGUGUGACUGAUUUUUUUCUCUGCUGAUUCCACAGGUUAGUUAUGCUUCAACUUGUGGUCAGCUCAGUGAUAAAACCCGUUUUCCGAGUUUCAUGAGGACCGUACCAGAGGAUGACUACCAAGUUCGAGCCAUCAUUGAAAUUCUAAAAAACCACAGCUGGACCUGGGUCGGUUUAGUGGCAACUGACAGUGAGACUGGUAGUUACGCAGUUCAACGCCUCCAGUGGCAUGCAAAGCGCAACAACAUCUGCUUUGCCUUCAUCAGUAUACUCCCAGAGGUUUUGACUGACACGUCACUGCAGGAUGACAUCAAGGAUACAGUCAAAAGCAUCACCGAAAAUCAGAAUGCAACGGUCAUUGUGUCCUUCGCCAAAGUCGACCAUAUGAUUGAUCUCUUCAAGGGUCUACUGAAGGACCCCCGAGGCAGAGGGAGAGUUUGGGUGGCAAGUGAUUAUUGGUCAGGAUCGAAGAGAGUGCUUAACAUCUGGAGUUUGAGAAUGGCGGGAACAAUCUUAGGGAUCAUUCUGAAAUCUGGGAACACAACCAAGUACAAGGAGUAUCUCAGAAACCUUGAUGUAAACCCUGACCACCACAAGAACAACACAUUCUUACAUGACUAUUUAGAGAAAAAGCAGAAACAAGAGGUGGGAAAAUGGAGACCAUGGAAACCAGGGAGGCCUGGGAAGCUGGAGACAGCCAAUGAGGAAUUAAUGAGGAAGAUACAUCCCUCUGUAGCCAAUGUGGAGCUGGCAGUUAGAGCUGUUGUUCAAGCUAUUUCAGACCUCUGUGUCAACAGGGACUGCAAGACAACCCAGAGAUUACAGCCCUGGGAGGUGAGUGGAUUCACACACCUGUCACUCAUGUACCGGAACAUGACAGAAACACUCUUGUCAGCAGUUUUUAUACUAAAACACCUAUAAAACGUUUUACAGUUUCAAACAUUUGUAUCUGCAGGUACUAGGAGCCUUGAAAACAGCGACAUUCUACAUGGAUGGUAUACCCUACAAGUUUGACAAAAAGGGUGACCUCAAUACAGGAUAUGAUGUCGUCCUGUGCAGGGAGAUGCAAAACUCUCUGGAUGUGAACUACGUUGUUGCUCAGUAUUCGAUACAAAACCAGAGUCUGACUUUCAUCUCCAAGAAGACGUUAAAAGAUUACCAAAGGGUCACAGUAAGUAUUUGCUCUCCUGAUGGGUGUCACCAAACAGUUCUCCUCCUGUUUGUCAAAGCACUAAGGAGGAGAUUUUAAAUGGUUAGGAAAGGGACUGAUAUUAUUCAUGCUAAUGUCUCUACAUGACCCCAAAACAGCAAAGAAGUCUCUCAGGGUGGACAUCAACUCUGUAGCUAUGACUGCAAAGUUGGGACGCUCCCAUGGACUGUAUAUAGAAUAGACGCUGUCUGCCUCUUUGCUGUGUGAAUCCACCGUGAGAACAGCACCCUCUAGUGACGGGCUGCAGCAUAGGUCAUAAAUCCCGCCUCCUCCAGCAAUGCCUAUGGAGCUGUGGACAAACUUUAGAAACUAAUUACACAGAAUAAAAAUGUUUCUCUCCCCUGGUUGCAAUGUUGACAUGUAGUUACUGUAACCGCCAAUUUCCACCGCAUCCAAAACGUCUCAGAUCCGGAAUGGCUGCAAUUCUCACCGUCCACCAAUUCUUACCAGAUCUGUUUGUGAGGUGAAUUUCGUGGCGGAUUACUGACAGCGGGAACCAUGAGACCUCACAAGAAAUCGCGGAUUAACGUGCAAUCAUGUGAUAACAAGUUUUCUCUAUACAGACAGCAACAUAACCAUAUAAGCAGUGGAUUACGUCCUUCCAGAGGAGGAAAUCCACCUCUAGACUUCUAAAACCAGCAUCUCUUCAUCCAUGGCGUCAACGGGGUUAAAUGCUGUCUAAAAACCUUUCACUUGUUUGUCUCCGCCUGUUUGCAUGGUGUGAAUUACGAUCCGUCUGAAACAUGUAGUGUUUGACUUUGAAAAGAAGCCGGAUGUUUUAUUUUGCGUCCUUUCCAGCACGGACUAAUCUGUGCUGAAUUUAUGCUGCAUGCUCCGGCGUCCGGGAAAAAAAAAGGACUCUUGCCAUCAGCUGCGGAGUCCACCGAUGUGGUCACUUAUGGUCACUGGUACAUCCCCAGUUUUAGGAUUCAGAUUUCUUGAAUCUGCUUUGCUAUGCAGUCUAAACUUUGUAAGACAUUUUUCAAAGUUGAGCUUCAUUUUAUUCUCCCAACUAAGGAACAAAAAUAAUGAGGACACUUCCUUUUCUCAGACAGGAGUGACUUCCAGGUGCUCACACAGCUGUUCUCCAGGCUACAGAAAGCAUUCAGCCCAGGGUCAGCCUGUUUGUUGCUACGAAUGCCAUAAAUGCCCUCUGGACUACUUCUCCAACACCAGCGGUAUGUAUCCAAACCUGGUAAAUAUCAAUAAUACUGAUGAGAUAUACAGUCUAUUAGAGAGAAAAACACAUUUUCAAGUCUAAAGGAGAGGGUUCAUCUACUUUACUAAUCAAAAUGAGCGUUUGCCUACUGUUUGCAGAUUCUGCGGAGUGUCAUCAGUGUAACACAACCACUCAUUACUCUGCUGAAGAAGGUGACAGAUGUCUUCUCAGGGACGUUGUCUUUUUGAUGUGGGACAGUGAUUAUCAGGAAAUACUGUUAGGAUUUACCUGUCUUGGAAUUCUGCUUACCAUUAUUGUUGGGAUCAUCUUCUUUGCACACUGGAAUACACCCGUUGUUCGUGCAUCUGUGGGGCCGAUUGGCGUCCUCCUCCUCUUCUCACUCUUGAGCACAUUUGCGAGCGUGAUACCAUUUGGUGGAGAGCCUGUGGACUGGCGCUGCCAAACACAGCAGGUCCUGUUUGGUUUGAGCUUCACCUUGUGUGUCUCCUGUAUCAUGGUCAAGUCCUUUAAGAUCAUCAUGGCCUUUGAGUUCGACCCCAGCACCCAGAGAGUCCUGAGGAAGCUUUAUCAGCCAUACCUAAUUAUUGCCGUGUGCAUGUUGGUUCAGGCACUCAUCUGUGCCCUGUGGCUUGCCCUCGAGCCCCCAAAACCCGAAUUGAAAAGGACAGACAGAAAAGUGUCUCUGCACAGGUGCCGUCUGACAUCGUACCUCGCAUUUGGUGCCAUGUUGAGCUACAUUGGCAUUUUGGCUCUCAUCUGCUUUGGUCUUGCUUUCAAGGGCAGAAAACUGCCUCAGAGUUACAAUGAUGCAAAGUUCAUUAUUUUCAGCAUGCUCAAUUACUUCAUCUGCUGGAUCAUUUUUGGCCCAGUUUAUGCCAAUAGCACAAACCAGUACCGCCCAGCCGUGGAGAUGGCCGUCAUUCUCAUCACAGCUUAUGGCGUCCUGUUCUGUCAGUUCAUCACAAAGUCUUAUAUCAUUCUGUUCAAGCAGAAAGCAAACACCCAGAGCGCUUUCCUCCAAGAUGUCCGAAACUUUACAAUGCGUGGUAGUAUUGAAGAGAAAGAUGGAGAUUUUGUCCCAUCUUCAUUGAGCUUGGAAGGAAUCCAAAACCCAGCUUUAGAUACGGAGGUCCCCGCAUCAAAUCCAGCGAGUAAUCAAAGCCAGUAA
Messenger RNA from Xyrichtys novacula (pearly razorfish), 4697 nucleotides. Lineage: Eukaryota; Metazoa; Chordata; Actinopteri; Labriformes; Labridae. The record is from the annotation of a GenBank genome assembly.